This is a messenger RNA of Letharia lupina, 723 nucleotides long. RefSeq lists its product as uncharacterized. NCBI's taxonomy places the organism in Eukaryota, Fungi, Ascomycota, Lecanoromycetes, Lecanorales, Parmeliaceae. The record is from RefSeq and is a predicted model, not a curated record. The coding region runs from base 1 to 723 and encodes 240 amino acids. The transcript is spliced from 2 exons.
AUGGAGAUAUUCGGAGACCGAGCUAGACAAAACGAAGCCUUCCAGGAAAUGCAGGAUUCUGAGGAACGAACUGACAAGGAGAUGCGAGAAGAGUUUCUCGGAGUGGAGAAAGUGUUAGUUCAGCAGUUCCAAGGAACGCUCGAAAGUGUGAGACUGGGGAAAAUCAACGAUGACUACACCAUCACAUCGCUGCGUGAGCUUCAUGUGCUAAAAGACAUCUCAAUCGACAUCCGGCAGCUAUUCGCAGCGGACUCCGAGUGCCGAUCAACAGCACUCGUCAACCUAAGCGACACGCUGCCUGCCUCAAUCGAGACGGUCAAAGUCAUAGGCGGCAUAUACAGCAUGAUGAGCGACUUCGAAGCCUCAACCCUUGAAACAGGGCUCAUUGCGUUUGUAAAGGCCAAGAUCCCUGAGAACCCCAGUCUCAGAGCCAUCUGCGUUCGCGAGUUGUACAUUGAGAGGGGCAAAGGGUACAAGAACCCUCGGUUCCGGUCAGAUAUGUUGCGAAAAGAGUGUGAGAGGAACGGAGUGGCUCUGAGCGAUUGUACGGAGCAGCCGUGCUCGACGUGCGUUGCUCGGCCGCCUGUGGUGAGUGAGGAGUUGGACGAAGGGGAAGUUACGUGCGGGGGUGACGAUUACGAUGAAGAGAACAAGGAGGACAAAGAGGAUAGCGAAACGAAUGGCGACGAAGAUAGAGAUGAAGAGAGAGGUGAUAUUUCAUAG